Molecule: messenger RNA, 3403 nt
Organism: Amyelois transitella
Lineage: Eukaryota; Metazoa; Arthropoda; Insecta; Lepidoptera; Pyralidae
Product: ABC transporter G family member 23
Exons: 16
Coding region: 288-2453 (721 amino acids)
Cellular component (GO): membrane
Molecular function (GO): ABC-type transporter activity; ATP hydrolysis activity; ATP binding
Source: RefSeq, a predicted model, not a curated record
AGCAUUGUGGCUGCCAGUGUAGAGUAAGCCUCGGGUCGCGCGCGACGUUGCGGUAAAAGAAAACGUUCUAUUUUCAAAUUUGAACAUCUGUCAAAUCGAACGCGCUGUCGAUCCGCAGCCAAAAUUUCUUCUUUUUUUUUAGUAUUGCCUGUGAUUAGUUUAUUCUUUUUAAGAAGUGCGAUUUUGUGCCAGUGAACUGUGCAGAAACAUCAAAAGUAAAAGGAGGUGAAACUAUACAUUUCGAUAAAAAAUGACCGCGCACUGACAUUCAUCCCCAAACAUCCAAUAUGGCGGCCCGACCGACAGCUGCAGUGUUGGUGGAGCGAGCCUACAAGCACUAUGGCUCGCCCAACAAAUCCAAUUACAAGUCGGUGUUGGACAAUUUGAAUAUGGUUGUUGAAAGAGGACACAUAUACGGACUUCUAGGACCUUCAGGGUGUGGUAAGACCACCCUGUUAUCCUGCAUCGUUGGCAGACGAAAACUGAAUAGCGGCAACAUAUGGGUACUGGGAGGAAAGCCGGGGGAAAAAGGUAGCGGCGUGCCUGGAUCCAGGGUCGGGUAUAUGCCUCAAGACAUAGCACUAGUCGGCGAAUUUACCGUAAAAGACGCGGUCUACUUCUUCGGCAGAAUAUACGGGAUGCCAAACGACAAAUUAGAGGAACGCUUUAAAUUCCUAUCGGACCUUCUAGAGCUUUCCAGCGCUUCACGGCUGGUAAAGACCUUAUCUGGAGGGCAGCAGAGGAGAGUUUCCUUUGCAGCGUCGCUGGUCCAUGAGCCGGAGCUUCUGAUUUUGGACGAGCCAACUGUUGGGUUGGACCCGGUACUUAGAGAUAGGAUAUGGGACUUCUUAGUGGAGAUAGCCCGAGGUGGAACAGCAGUGAUCAUUACCACACAUUACAUUGACGAGACACGACAGGCGAACAAGAUCGGACUCCUGCGAGACGGGCAGCUGUUGGCUGAGGAGGCCCCAGCAGACCUGUUGAGGAAAUUCGACUGUGAGACGCUGGAAGACGCCUUCUAUAAAUUGGCGCUAAGACAGCAAUCUAGGAGAAGGUCCACACUGACGCCUGACGUGGUCCCGGAGCCAGCUGUGAGCGACGCGGGCGCAGCGGCCGAGAGCCCUUACGAGUCCAGGGAGGACUUCACCGUGGUCACCAGCAGUACAGACGUGUUGACGCCAAGGAGGGAGAAACCAUACAGAUAUGUCAGCGAUUACAAGUCUCGGUACAAGGCGGUCUUUAUCAAGAGCAUACAACAGUUCGCGAGAAAUCCUGGCGGCCUUGUGUUCGCUGUGUUGUUCCCCAUCAUCCAGGUGGUGGCGUUCUUCUCGGCCAUCGGCCACGACCCCAGGGACCUCCAGGUGGCCGUCGUCAACGAGGAAGCCAUUUACUCACCGUUGGGUCUGGACAUCUGCCACAACAAAAGCGUGCAGUUCAUUGAAAUUCAGGAGGACGAGAGAUGUCAGCAGUACAUGACGAGUUGCUGGUUCCUUGAGGAAAUGGCGAAGAAGGACCUGGACCCUCUUUACUACGAGUCCGCAGAUGAAGCGAAAGAGGCAGUGAAAAACGGCAAGGUCUACGGAGCCCUACAUUUCAGCAGGAAUUUCAGCGACGCCCUUAGCAACAGGAUACAGGACUCUGACAUGGCCGACGAUGACGUAGACGACAGCAAUAUCGAUGUGUGGCUUGAUAUGAGCAAUCAUAACAUAGCUAAUUUCAUCAAAGUACAGUUGUUGAAAGCAUAUAAAAGCUUCACCAAAAGGACUAUGAAAGCUUGUGGGAAGGAUACCAGAUUGGGCCAGAUACCAGCGGUAUUCCACGAUCCUGUUUACGGGAAGAAGGAUCCGGAAGUCGUGGCGUUCAUGGCACCAGGAGUAAUGAUCACCAUCGUGUUCUUCCUGUCAGCGAUCGUGACCUCAACACUAAUGAUUGGAGACAGGCUGGAGGGCAUCUGGGAGAGGAGUGCAGUCGCCGGAGUCAAGGCCAGGGAAAUGCUGAACGUCCAUAUUGUGAUACAGUCUUGUGUAAUACUGGUGCAAACUGCCGAGAUGAUGUUCUUAGCUUGGGGUCCAUACAACCUUCCGUCUAAGGGUUCCGUGAUCGCCAUUGGGGUCCUCUUGUACCUCCAAGGUCUCAGCGGGAUGUGCUACGGGUUCCUGCUGUCGAUCUACUGCAAUAGCUACAGUCUGUCCUUCUUCGUAGCUACUGGCAGCUUCUACCCUAUGAUUUUGCUCUGUGGCAUCAUGUGGCCGUUAGAAGCAAUGACUGGUGGGCUUCGGAUACUGGCCCUGACACUUCCCUUCACUAUCCCAGCCACGGCCUUACGAGACAUCAUGCAGAAGGGAGCUUCGAUCCUGGAACCUACAGUGUACCAAGGAUUCCUCGUCACGAUCGCUUGGAUUAUAGUCACAUUAGCCUUGUGUCUUUUAAGGCUCAAAUAUAGGAAAAAUUAAACUUGUUAUGUUAUUUUUCAGUUGAGUUGUGCAGUGCAAAGGAAAUGAGGAUUAAUUCCAUUUAAACUGGCAACAUUGGCCGUUAUCAAAGAAUGGGUAUUGCUGUGUGUAAAAAAUAUGUGUAUUUUUUCUGCUGGUGGAUUUUCAUUUCGCACUGUAAAUCUCGUUUUAUUUUUAAGCUAUUAAUAGAGAGAAAUCGGGUAUGUAAAUAGUUAAUUAUUCUGGGUUAGAACGGGGUAGAAAUAAAUAUAAAAUUUUACUAUUAGUGUUGCUAGAUAGAAUUUAAUAUGCUACCCCAAUAGCCAGGGAAUUUGGCAUUUAUAAAGUAAGCUAUUGGUGGUGAUAAAGCAUUAGAAUUAAAAUAGUAAUAACGUAUUAAUGUAAUUUUAAAUAUUCGCUCAACGUUCAUAUUCAGGUCGCAAACAUAAAUGGUGUUUGCUUUACCUGUUAAUAUUUAUAUGAAGUUACUUUAUAGGUGUAUGUACAGUAUAUUACUGGAAUAACUUAGGCAGGAACUAAAAAUGUAAUGUAGACUUAAAAUAAUUUAGCUUUAAGUCGCUAAUAGUAUGAAAACUAAUUUUCUUGUAUCAAAUGAAUUUAAAUUUUAUUUAAACAGUCAGUUGACAUUUAAUUGACAUGGCAGAUUGGCCUUUUAAUUAUUGGAUGGUGAUUUAACAAGUCCAUACAAUUAACAAUAUAAUUAAUUAACAGUAACUGUGCAUUUUAAAAAACUUUUUUGGAACGUCUGUUAAUUAUAUUUCUAAUGUUGUUUGUCGUUUCAUUGAUUUUUUUUAUGAAUACGAUACUAUCUCUUGAAAUGUAAAUUUUCUUAUAAGUAAUUUAGAGAGGUCUACAAAUUGUACCAAAAGUUGUUGCCGUAGCGUAAAAAAAUCUCUCGUGAUAUUAAUAUUGUGAUUUAUGGGUAUUUAUAAUAAAACUUUCACAAUCUA